This is a messenger RNA of Aegilops tauschii subsp. strangulata, 422 nucleotides long. RefSeq lists its product as uncharacterized. The record is from RefSeq and is a predicted model, not a curated record. Lineage: Eukaryota; Viridiplantae; Streptophyta; Magnoliopsida; Poales; Poaceae.
AUGAUAUCCUAUAGGUUCGGUGCCUAUACGAAUGCCAAGCUAGCAACAAUUAUGUUCUUUGUGCUCCUCGGAUGCCGUAGAUCAGGUGGUCGCCAACUAGAUGUCAAUACUGGAUCCAGCGCCGCUCGACGUCCUCCGAUAAUAUUAUGUGUGAGGAAUACAUGUGACCACCACACCUGUUGGUGUUGUAUAUCACAGUUCCCCGGUGAUCACUGCUAUGACAAUUUAGAUGACUGCCGCAAAGUAUGCCCGCAUCCGCCUACACCAUCACUACCAAUGGCUCAACAGACCAUGAUUUAGUUUUAGCUUCGCCUUCUACUAGCGAGACAAAUAAUAAUAAUAUGGGAGAUGCCUUUGAAUCUAUUGUUUUGCAUGAGGUAUUCACCAUAAGGGAACUAAGAAAUCACAUAUCCUAGCUUAAA